GCGCAGGAACUGGAGCAAUGUUCAAACGAAGAUAACAGAGGAUUACCAGCUCCAUGCUGUGUUGCUACGUCAAAAGGCGCUGGCGAUAUUAUGAUGCAGUCGAUCAGUGCACUUCAAGCAGCAAGCUUAUCGUAUUUAGAAUGUGCACAUACUCUGCGAUCAGAUAUCCAGCACGGCUUAGCGUCAGCAGAAAUCAGUAGGCGGCAAAAAUUUAGUGGCUAUAAUGAAUUCGAUAUCCAGGAGCAUGAGCCACUGUGGAGGAAGUACUUGGAUCAGUUCAAAAAUCCACUGAUUAUGUUGCUUCUUGCCAGUGCGGCAGUAUCACUGUUGAUGGGACGAACGGAAGAUGCCAUUAGCAUAACGAUCGCAAUUGUUAUCGUUGUAAGUGUGGGAUUUGUUCAGGAGUAUCGUUCCGAGAAAACACUCGAACAUCUCAACAAACUUGUUCCACCCACUUGCCACACGUGA
This is a messenger RNA of Gongylonema pulchrum, 468 nucleotides long. The record is from the annotation of a GenBank genome assembly. NCBI's taxonomy places the organism in Eukaryota, Metazoa, Nematoda, Chromadorea, Rhabditida, Gongylonematidae.